Molecule: messenger RNA, 1385 nt
Organism: Prosopis cineraria
Lineage: Eukaryota; Viridiplantae; Streptophyta; Magnoliopsida; Fabales; Fabaceae
Exons: 6
Coding region: 45-1067 (340 amino acids)
Biological process (GO): tRNA pseudouridine synthesis
Molecular function (GO): RNA binding; pseudouridine synthase activity
Source: RefSeq, a predicted model, not a curated record
CGGUGGAAUUCUGGUGUUUCUAUCUGUUUCUGUUCCCACUUCCCAUGCGCCGAGCGCCAUUUGAAUUCUGUAGAGUGAUGAAUUUCGCAGUAGCAGGUCUUCUUGCUCCUUCUCUAACUCCUCGUCUUUCUACCUCCAUUGUAAGCUCGAAUCUUGAUUGUAAUGGACGAUCCCCUCUGGAGGAUUCUGACAAUGCCUUGAAGCCCAAUCAAGCCGGGUAUAAAUGGCGCUUGGUUUUGGCCUAUGAUGGGACCAACUACGCAGGCUGGCAAUAUCAGCUGGCUCCCCCAACCAUCCAAUGUGUUGUGGAAAAUGCUUUAACUCGAGUUACAAAGCUAGAUAGGAAGGAUCUCUGCUUGGUUGGUGCUGGCAGAACGGAUAGAGGAGUUCAUGCCUGGGGUCAGGGUGCGCACUUUUUUACACCAUUCAACUAUGACAACUUGGAAGAGAUUCAUGCAGCUUUGAAUGGCCUUCUUCCUUCUGAUAUCCAAGUUAGGGAGAUCAGUCCAGCAUUGCCUGAAUUCCAUGCUCGAUUUUCUGCAAUAAGCAAGAUUUACCAUUACAAGAUAUACAAUGAUACCAUAAUGGACCCAUUUCAGCGGCACUUUGCUUACCAUAGUGCCUAUAAACUCAAUAGCACUGUCAUGAGAGAAGCUGCAAAAUAUUUUCUUGGGAAGCAUGACUUCUCUGCCUUGGCCAAUGCAUCCCACAAUGAUCGGGUUCCAGAUCCAGUGAAGCAUAUAUUCAGAUUUGAUGUGAUAGAUAUGGGGGCUCUUUUGCGGUUAGAAGUUGAGGGCUCAGGUUUCUUAUACAGACAAGUACGAAACAUGGUGGCUCUGCUGCUUCAAAUCGGCAAGGAAGCAAUCCCUCCUGACAUUGUCCCAAUGAUUUUGGCAUCUCGAGACCGCAAAGAGCUCGCAAAGUUCGCAGUAUCUGUGCCGCCUCACGGCCUUUCCCUUGUAUCUGUCAACUACAAAGAAAGUCACUUGUUACUUCCACCAGAUCGCCCCGCUAGCAGUUUUGGUAGGCAUCAUAGUGUUACAAAAUGCAAGCUUCCGUUUUAUUGACAACAUUUGGCAGCCUGUGAAACGUUGAUACUUCAAAAAUGGAGCCUCGUUAUUUGCAGAUAUGAUGCACACGAUUGCUUAUCUUGUGGUUGUAUCUGUGUCAAUAUAGAUGUUUCCAAAUCAGCAACAAGAAGAUCCCAUAUGUAGAAAUUACGUUUUGACUUGUACUUGAUUUUGGUGAGAACCUGGAGCAGAAAUUUGACUUCCGGGACUAUUUCGAUUUUCAAAGAUGUAAUUUCGAACGAAGUUCUUUACUAUUGUAAUCCCGAGAGUAUAAAGCUGUUGAGAUUUUGCCAAAUAUAAAGCUUUGACUUGCUA